Molecule: messenger RNA, 2957 nt
Organism: Amoebophrya sp. A120
Lineage: Eukaryota; Dinophyceae; Syndiniales; Amoebophryaceae
Source: the annotation of a GenBank genome assembly
AGGAAAUAAAAGCGUUGGAACUACGAUUGUUUUAUUUUAGAUAGUUUAGGCACACAUUAGAAAGUCACUGGCUCCCUGAAUGAUGGCUGCCGAAGUCGAGAUAUGAUGCGCCGAUCCUAGGGUGGUGAGUGGCACAUUCGCGUAACGACGACGGCGAGAGGGUGCGCACCACUGUUUACAUACACAGCACAUAGACGCGCCAGGAACCUUUUCUUUUUGUUUCACGUCUUUGCUUGAUCGAUCGAUCACGCACCUUGCCAGCAGCCACAUUUCUCGCUGACGAGCACAUUAUCUCCACUCUCCAUUUACUAUGGCGGACAACGAAAGCGAUGCCAGCGCCCAGCGCAAGAAGGAGGAGGCGGCCGAGGAUGCCGAAAUCGAGAAGAUGGCCCAGAGCCAGGCCAGCAGUGACAAGCUGGUCAGCGAACCCAUCAUUUUUCACGGUGGCGUGCUGGAGCACGACUACUGGCUUUUAUACGAGUUCUGUGGCAUGAUUGCGCGCUUGUUCAUCAUGGGUUACGUAGGAUCCGAGGCAGAGGACCGGUUUGCGAAAAAACCUGGGGAGCCCUACUCAUCUUUCCACCACGACAGGACAAAGUACACCGGCUUUUCACUUGAUAAUUCGCUACCUUUUUGUUUGGCCUUCUUAAAGACGAGUAGGAGUACAGCUGUUAUCGCUAUGUGCAUGUGACGUUUCCUUGUUGAAAACCGAUGUGGAAUGUGGUUGGCGUUGGUGUCCCUAAACUACUAAUGUAGUCAAACUACACGUCAACAUCAAAUUCUUCAGGUGGUGGGUGCAUGUGACGUUUUUCGCCUUGUUUCUCAUAGACAUUGGGAUGCGGAGCUGGUGCGCGGGGUUCUGGAACCACUUGAAGGACGAGAUAAACUUGCUGGAAUUUUUCAUCACAAUGGGCAGCUUUUUCUACCUGUGCAUCUUUCUCACGACGAGCCUUUACAUCAACGCCGCCGGCUUUUGGCAUGUAUUCGGCGUUUUGCCGAUGUUGCGCCCAUGGGUUCGAGCGUAUCACCUUUUUUUGAGAAUGCUCUUUUCAAAUGUAGUAUGUGUAUAUCUUUGUUACUUCGUUUUCUGCUGGAUCAUCUGGAUUUCGAUGUAGUAGUUGAAAGGAAUAUGAUUUCACAUUCGUCGAGUGACAUCAAUUAGAAUUAUAAAAAAAAACAGCACAAAUUUUGUGAUCUUGUACCACAAGCGGAUGCUGCAGCAGGGGAAGACGACCGUUUUUACGUCGCUUGUGUUGAUGUCCCGCGGCAUCGGCGAUUCGCUGAAAACGCUUCUUUGGGUGUUCUAUGGAUUGCAAAAAUGUCUGGGUCUGGAAACUUGUAAUGCUGCGUUGGGUAUAAUGAGUGCUCUGUAAUGCACAGCCAAGCAUGAGAAAUAUCUGCGCUUCUUUGUGUUGCGUUUUUCGCAUGACAAAACUUUCGAGACAGGCAAAAGAGUCUCUUCUUGAAUACGCAUCGCAAACUUUUUGGUCAUGCCAGACAAGCAUGACAAAUCUCGCAAUCUUCCAGACCCAGACAUUUUUGCAUUUGAUAUGUUCGUGGUCGUCUUUCUCCUGAUGUACGUGAUGGGCAUUCUCAUGGUGCUGCAAGUCGGCCAGAACGACGAAGAGUACAAUAACUACUACCUGAAGACCGGCUGGGACCACGAAGAAUACUUCGCCAACGUGCUGCUUGCCUGCUUCACCAUGUUCCAAGUGGUAACGAGGGAUAAAUGGUCGGAGCAAAUCACACGACACAUAGGAGAGCUGCAGCCCUGGGCAUUUGUAUGUGUUUUCUUUUUCAUUUUCUUUUUCGUUUUGAUUUUGUCAACGAUGAUGACCUUCACCUUUGUUUGAUUGGACCUGCAUGUUGCUGAGCUGUGGUAGCUGCGCGCGUUGCUUUGUGUUUGAUUUUGAAGGGAUUGCUACAUCCUUGUGAGGUAUUCAAUCUGAAUCUCUCUAUCUAACUCUCAGCCAAACACAUGACACGGCUGCUUGGGUCAUUUAAAUCGAGGACAAGCGUAGUACUGUUACUGAACCAAAAAAACAGAUCAUCGUGCCCUGCUUCAUGAUGGUGACGACAUACGGUUUCAUGUCGAUGAUCAUCGGCAUUAUCGUGAACUCCAUCCUCCAGCUUCAGGAAGAGAACAGUUCCGUGCAAAACAAGAAGGACGCAAAGGCAAAGAAAAUUCUCAUCGAGUUACUCAAGGACGCCUUUGCGAAGCUGGAUGAGGACGGUAGCGGGUCUCUGUCGCUUGACGAGUUGAAGAACGCCGUGGAGCACCCAGAGUUGCGAGCGAGAUUAGAUUCCAUCGGGUUCCCGGUGGAUAGCCCCGAGGACUUUUUCACCAUGGUAGACACGGACAAUUCCGGGGAGGUCGAAGCAGACGAGUUCAUCAUAGCCUGCAGCAGGCUAAAAGGUAUACUUGCUUUGUUCAUCGUGCUUUUGUCGCAAGAACUUUUAUCAUGGGACAUGUACAUGACUAUGUGCUUGUGAGUUCCAAGUGCUGCGGUGCAAUUCUAGAUUCAGACAGAAUUUGGAAAAGAGAUUUUCUCAUCCUACCACAAAAAAAAAGUCGCAAAAAACUCUCAGGUCCAUGCCUCUCCCGAGAUAUGCUAGACGCGGAGACGCAAAUAGACAAGCUCGGGCGGCUGCUCGUGCAGAUAGAAGACAAAGUUUUGGAAAGCGGCGAGAAGAUAAGUAAGCUGGAUCGGAUCUGCAUGGGCGUGGUCGCGCAGGCGGACUCGUUGAUGAAGGAAAUGCACCGCAAGCAGAAAUCCGGGGAGAUGCUGCCGCGGCCGAACGUUCUCGGCGACGACCACGUGAGCUUAUCGCACCAGCCACCAAGUCCCAUGCUGGACAAGCACGAGCUGCGCGGGCCGCUCCCACCAACGCUGGAGGAGCGACGAGCAAUGAGAACGAGAAAAAAGUUAACCCAGUCGAGUCAGUCGUUUCUGUAG